This is a messenger RNA of Ipomoea nil (Japanese morning glory), 1320 nucleotides long. Its product is annotated as calcineurin B-like protein 1. Bases 207 to 914 code for a protein of 235 amino acids. NCBI's taxonomy places the organism in Eukaryota, Viridiplantae, Streptophyta, Magnoliopsida, Solanales, Convolvulaceae. Gene Ontology annotation, molecular function: calcium ion binding; kinase binding. Gene Ontology annotation, biological process: calcium-mediated signaling. The record is from RefSeq and is a predicted model, not a curated record. The transcript is spliced from 8 exons.
CUCUCAAGGCCUCCAUAAACCCCUCUGAACAUCACUCUCUCUCUCUCUCUAUUUUUCCCAAUCUCUAUUCUCUCUGCGCGUCCUGCAAAACUUUCCGGCGACUUUCGCUCAUCGGUUAAGAUGGUUUUGAUGAUAUAUUGUAGUGAAGAAGCCUAGGCACUAGGCGAAUCUCCAGCGUUUGGUUCCUUCCAUCACAACUCCGGUAGAUGGGUUGUUUUCAGUCUAAAGUAAGAAAGCAGUUUCCUGGACACGAAAACCCUGUAGUUCUUGCUUCUGAAACAGCGUUUAGUGUUAGUGAAGUGGAAGCAUUAUUUGAGCUGUUCAAGAGUAUCAGCAGUUCAGUGAUUGAUGAUGGGCUGAUAAACAAGGAAGAGUUUCAGUUGGCUUUAUUCAAGAACAGAAAGAAAGAGAACCUUUUUGCUAAUCGGAUUUUUGAACUCUUUGAUGUGAAGCGAAAGGGAGUCAUUGAUUUUGGUGAUUUUGUUAGAGGGCUUAAUGUUUUCCACCCCAAUGCCCCACUAGAGGAUAAGAUCAACUUUUCAUAUAGGCUUUAUGAUUUGGAUGGCACAGGGUUCAUUGAGCGCCAAGAGGUUAAACAAAUGUUGAUAGCACUUCUGUGCGAGUCUGAAAUGAAGUUGGCUGAUGAGACCAUUGAGAUAAUACUGGAUAAGACAUUUUUAGAGGCAGAUACGAACCAGGACGGAAAGAUUGAUAAAUGCGAAUGGCAUUCUUUUGUGAACAAAAACCCUUCGUUGCUGAAGAUAAUGACGCUUCCAUAUUUAAGGUAUCUCAUCGCAACAUUGAUUUAUAGAUGCACAAGAUUCAACCACCUGAAUUUACAUUUGAAGAGAGUUACUGUGAUGCAGGGACAUAACUACGACGUUUCCAAGCUUUGUUUUCCAUUCCGAAGUUGAUGAAGUUGCUACAUAAGUGAGAAGUCAAUCUAGUUUAGCUUUUACUGCUUAUGUUUUUUUUUUUUUUUCAGCUAUUCUAAGUUUUGGUCAUAGGAAAGGCAGCUGUGUAUGGCAACUCAAAAACUUAGUUCUCUGGAGAGUUGUGGUGGCCGAGGGCUAGCUGCUCUAUUUGUAAAGUGAUUCUAUUUAGGCCAUUGCAAGCCAUGUAUUGCCUGUUGAUAGUGAUUAGCGUAGUGAAAUUGUGAUGCGAUUUCAUGAAUUUUGGCCGACACACGCAACAAUAGAUGUUGUGCCUUUAAUAGAAUUCUGAAAUCUGCCUUGACUGCAUGGUUUAUCUAUGUUAGAGUGAAUAUUUUGAUGUACAAGUUUUCGAGAGGAAAAGAAAUGUUUUAACACAUUUUUGAUU